This is a messenger RNA of Ficedula albicollis (Collared flycatcher), 768 nucleotides long. RefSeq lists its product as uncharacterized. NCBI's taxonomy places the organism in Eukaryota, Metazoa, Chordata, Aves, Passeriformes, Muscicapidae. Bases 1 to 768 code for a protein of 255 amino acids. The record is from RefSeq and is a predicted model, not a curated record. The transcript has 7 exons.
AUGAGGGGACAGAGUCCAGUUCUAGGCAAAAUAGAGGAUGGUGAAGGCUUGGGGCCUGCAGUGGCCAGCUGGGAGGGGAGGAGUGCAAAUAUCCAGGAGGACGUGGGAGAUCUGGCCCUGAAAGACGCAGCAAAGGGCGGCGGCGGCAGAGGCACAAACACCGCGCCUGGAACGGGCGGCUGGAAAAGUGUCUUUGGAUGGACUCCUGGUGUCCCGGAGCAACGCUGUUUGUUGGGAGGCGCUUUGAAGCGGCUGCAGAGCCUGGGAGCGGCCGGGGCUCCGCCGGCACCCCGAUGUCCCUGUCCUGCGGGACCCUGCUGUGCCCCCCGCGCUGGCCGGGCCCUCGGGGGGGCUGUGCCCCCCUGGGCCCCCCGUGCCCGCCCUGAGCAAGGCACGGUCCCGGACCCGAGGCCAUGCCCCAGUGCUGUGAGGAGUUCUGUGCAGUCCCCCACGAGCUGCAGCCUCAGCCCGGCCAUGGAGAACUCAGAGGUGGAGUCGGACAUGCUGCGGCGGGUACGGGCAUUGCUGCGGGAGCUGGACGGGCACCACCCCUCCUGCCAGACCUCUGUCACCCCUGCACAGCCCUCGCUCACCCUGGCCAUGCAUGAAGCUGGGACACACAUGCAGAGCCCCGGGGAGCUGGGAUCUCACGGAGCCCCGAGCUGGAGUCUCCCGCUCCCUCUCACGCCGGUGUUCCCCUGCCAUGCCCUGCCCAGCUCGUCCCUGAAGAAUCCCGUGUUUCCUCUGUGCUAUGGGUUUGGGGGAUGA